CGGAAAACACGCCCACAAUUGCUAACUGUACGCGCAGAGAAAAGCCAUUGGACAAUUAGGGCUGUCAAUAGCGCAUAGCUGCCAUUCUUUCCGUUCUGUUCUGAGCUGGGCGAAGAGUUUGCAGAUGUGUUUCAGCAUGGGCAGUUGAAACAGCAGGACACUGCUCAAUAGUGUAACUUUUACAGAAUACUAAAUUAUUAAUUUCUGAUAUACAUAUGGGAAAUUGAUAACUAAUAUUGUUGUACGGAAUCUAAGACUGUGCCGAUUUUAGAAUUGAAUUCAUUUGUUUUGUCUUUCACGACAAGGAAAAUGCCAGUAGCAACUCUAUUGCCUUUUACAGCUACCCCGAGUAGGAAGUCUGCCAGCCCGACCUCCUUUAGAUUGACAGAGAAAUUCAUUUUGCUAUUAGUUUUUAGCGCUUUUAUUACGCUUUGUUUCGGGGCAAUUUUUUUCCUGCCGGAUUCAUCGAAGCUACUGAGCGGAGUUUUCUUCCACUCGUCUGCGGUAGAAACCAACACGCGAACAGGUACGGAUAGUGAUUCAAACGUUGCAGUUGGGACCGAAGAAAAGAUAUUAACCAAGAUUAGAAAGGACCACGAAAAGGCUUUGGUUGAAGCAAAAGACACUCUCCAGAAACGACCAGACGAGAUAAAGCAAGAUAUACAAGACGAGAAGGACAAAGUUUUGAAGGAAGGUAAAGGUGGGAAAGAUGACAAUAACCUGCCAGUCAUUGAAUAUGUCCGGCCACCCGGAGCAACAGGGCACGAGCCCUCCGAUCCGGAAACCAAAGAGAGACGAGCAAAAAUUAAAGAGAUGAUGACAUUUGCCUGGGACAGUUACAAGCGCUACGCCUGGGGAUCUAAUGAGCUGAGGCCUGUUUCCAAGCAAGGCCACUCCAGCAAUCUGUUUGGGAGCAUAAAAGGAGCCACCAUCGUGGAUGCUCUGGAUACCCUGUACAUCAUGGAGAUGUUUGAGGACUUUGACAUGGCCACAGAGUGGGUGGAGAAGAACCUGGACUUCAACGUAAAUGCUGAGGUCUCUGUCUUUGAAGUGAACAUCCGGUUUGUCGGAGGCCUGCUCUCUGCCUAUUACCUUUCUGGCAAAGAGGUGUUCAGGAGGAAGGCCAUAGAACUGGGAGAGAAGCUGUUGCCUGCAUUCAAAACCCCCACAGGCAUCCCCUGGGCCCUCCUAAACCUGAAGAGUGGCAUCGGGAGGAACUGGCCUUGGGCAUCUGGAGGCAGCAGCAUCCUGGCGGAGUACGGCACCCUGCACCUGGAGUUCAUGCACCUCUCCAAGCUGUCAGGGAACCCAGCCUUUGCAGAGAAGGUCAUGAACAUCCGGAAGGUUCUGAAUCGCCUUGAUAAGCCCCAGGGACUGUACCCCAACUACCUGAACCCUAACAGCGGACAGUGGGGACAACAUCAUGUGUCAGUGGGCGGCCUGGGAGACAGCUUCUAUGAGUACCUCCUCAAGGCCUGGCUGAUGUCGGACAAGACAGACGAGGAGGGCAAGAAGCUCUACUACGAAGCUCUGCAGGCCAUUGAGACCAGUCUGAUGAGGAAGUCCAGCGGUGGACUGACGUACAUCGCUGAGUGGAAGGGCGGCCUGCUGGAGCACAAGAUGGGUCACCUGACGUGCUUCGCCGGGGGCAUGAUCGCCCUGGGGGCGGACGGAGCGCCCGAGGAUAAGACGGGUCACCAGAUGGAGCAGGCCUCAGAGAUUGCCCGCACCUGCCACGAGUCCUACGCCCGCACCACCCUGAAGCUGGGCCCAGAGGCGUUCAGGUUUGACGGAGGCGUGGAGGCCAUCGCCACGCGGCAGAACGAGAAGUACUUCAUCCUGAGGCCAGAGGUCAUAGAGACCUACAUGUACAUGUGGAGGUUCACCCACGACCCUAAGUACAGGGAGUGGGGCUGGGAGGCCGUGCAGGCUCUGGAGAAGCACUGUCGUGUGGAGGGGGGCUACAGUGGAGUGCGGGACGUCUACGCCUCCAGCCCCAACCAUGAUGACGUCCAGCAGAGCUUCUACCUGGCCGAGACACUCAAAUACCUGUACCUGCUCUUCUCUGAUGAUGACCAUCUUCCCUUGGAGCACUGGGUGUUCAACACUGAGGCCCACCCCCUCCCUGUCAUUAGGAAGGAGAUGACAGACAAGCCCAGCCAGCUGGAGUAGAGUGGUCCUCCUGGAUCCCCCCCUGACCCCUCCCACCACCAAACUCCUCUACCCCCUCCCCUUCUGAGCAGUGGGCGGAGCUGUCUCUUACUCCUCCCCCACCAUGGGUGGAGCUCACUCAGGCAGGCCGCUUCCCUGGCAGACUGGACUCUCCUGUUUUGGAGUCCCUGACCAGACCAGAUGGAACCGGACCGGCUGCCUGCCUCUCCAGAGCCAGACUGCCCCCUACUGGGGACUGGGAGGAACCACCUCAUCCAAGAGUUCUCCUCUUGUCAUCUUGUAAAGAUAGUCUGCAUGCUCCCCCCUCCCAGUGCUGUAAAUCUACCCUCCUCUGUGAGGAGAACAGGACACUGCGCUGUAAGAUUUGCUGUCACUCCAAAAAAAGCCAUACUGAUUUGAAGAAAGCUUUGUCAUUUAUUUUCUUUCGUUCUUUCCACCAUUUGAGGUAUGUGUUUGUGGGUGUGACUGACAAUAGAUCAAUGUCAAUCAACAUAUCACAUUUGUGUCGUUCAUAUCGUAAGUAUGAUUUUAGUCACACUUUAACAAUGGACCAUUUAGGUGGAUUUCUGUUUAAGACCCAGAGCUUGGUUCUCACCUGCUUGAUAGUCAAAUCUUAACUAGUGCCUUUCAGUCUAAAUGGUCUAUCAAAUAAGCAGUUCAGGCAAAUGGCAAGGUUUUUAAUUGAAACCGGUAGGUAGGUACCAUCAUUGUUCAGAUGGCAUGGUUGAUUGAGUGCUUUGUCACCUCCUCUACCACACUGCCAUCUGGUGUUGAACACCAGUAAUACACCUGUCCAGUCAGAUGAGUGUAGCAGGUCAACAUAGAGUAUUAAAGGAGAUGAAGUACCUUGAUGGGAAAAGACCUGCACUGAGAACAACCUCUGUUUUUAAAGAAGUAGAAAUGUUGACUAUCUAUCUGUUCCCUUCCUCCUGAAGUAUGGAACGUGUGGACAGUAGAGUUAAUUCCUUCUACCAACAUGUCAUCAAUUCAUUCAGCCUUGUCCCCCACCCCCAUCAUCAUGUUCCUUUGUUUUUUAAUUGACAAAGUUGACAUGUGCUUUGUUUUGUUUGUUUGUUCCUUUAUUACAGGUGGUAGAGACAUUAAUCCAUGUGAUGUAAAAUAGUUGCUUUGCUGUUAAUUUAUUCCAUAGUACAUAGGAAGGAAGGUUUGGCAUCAGGCACCUUGGUUGCACUGUGGAGAGAAUGGGCCCUGUGUUGUUGUUUAGGUGGAUUAUUCGGGAGACGGGAGGGAGACAAGGGCAGAAUCAGACCAAGAAUUUGGGAGUCAAUCAUAUGUAACGAAUGCAUCGUAUGAAUGUACCAUCAAAUGUGAACUGAAGAUUAUUUUACCUUUUUGUUGUUCUAAAUUUGUUUGUUGAGAUGUAUUUUUUGUUCCUUUCUUCUGGACAGCACAAAAUGCUGAAACAAUGUGUCGUGGUACCCAGAGCAAUCUAUUUAAAGAGGUGGGACAUUGAGGUCCCUGCAUUAUGAGGCAUUUACAUGACACCCCAACAUUCUAUGGCAGCCAUGUUAGUUCCCCAUUUAUGUUGCAUAGGGAAUAUUUAAAUAAUGAUAUGUAACAGAAUGUCUAGGACAAGAGAUAUUCCAAAUUCGUAGUUUGCCCAACUCUCUAAAAUAUAUGGCUCUGGUGGUACCAAUCAGAGGAAGCUGUUAGUCAGUUCAGAAGAAGAGGAAGCACAAAGAGGAGUUGUUUAGUUGUGUUGAAAUGCAAUGAGAAGAUGCAAGGAAGGUUGUAUGUCCACUACACUGAUGGCAUACACUCACAUAUGAACAUACAUGCUGAAUACUGUAUGAAGACCAGAUGAUAAAUACAUCGAAGUGGUCACACUGUACAUGCAUAUCGUAUUCAGAACUACACACUACACACUCACACGCUCCAACACACUUAUGAACAUGGAAGCUUAUGGACACUCAGAAAUAGAUUUUCAGGUGACCACAGGACCCAUCAAACCACUCUGUUGUCUCAUCAUAAAGGCAAAGUUAAAGGGGAGCGGAUUUGUAUCAAUCAAACUAGGUCUCGUGGUCCUGUUCUUCUGUAGUGUCAAUCUUUCACAGUCAGGGGCCACUGAUGUCCACAUACAGUACAUCUUAUUGGGAAAUAAACGGGGUAGGAUCAAGAGGUCUUGAAGAAGGGCCUUCGUCAUGGUUGAAGUCAUUUUCUUACAUUAGAGGAUAGACCAGACAAGAGGUUUGAGAAGCUGAUAUCAGCCCACUACUGGAGCCAAACUCUGCUUUCUACAGCAUUCUUUAAGACAUAAUAAUAAUACCUGUUUACCUUACUGGAGGAAGCAAUGUUAAUGAGAGAAACUGUGAUAUCCAUGUAGGCUGACAUCCCUACUACCUAGUUCAGUUCGGUAGCCAUUCCGGCUCCAGGGAAGAGCGUCACUAUACACUGUGAUACACUGUAGAUAUGAAAUUGCUGCAUUCACCAUCUCUGCACUGUCGGAGAGCCUAAGUGGUUCUCCUGACUGUUGCAGCUUUAGGGAGCAGCAGAGAUUACUCGUAGUGAUACUGAGAAACUUCAAGUCGCUGUAAAAUGCUAACACAUGACAUAUGAACCAUUUCCUUUCAUCUUUGUUUCAGAUAUGCAGACUAGAAGACGUGCUGUUUAUUUCAAAUUGACUUUGUGGUUGAAUAUUGUGUUGAUGAUCUCUCACAUUACAAUGCCUUUUAUUUGUGAAUCUCUUGUUAAUGGUUUUGUGAAACAACCUCAAAUGUAAAUGGUACAAUAAUGCUGAUAAUCAUUCCAUUGCACAUAGUUUAUUUUGGUUUACAUUUAAUAGUUUAUAUGCAAGUUUAAUUUUGUGAGGAAUUGUUCUGUUCUGUUUUUUUGUGUGUGGUUUGUUAUUGAAAUGUAAAUAUUCCAUUCUGGCAAAUAUGCCAUUAUACAUUUAUAUAAAUCUUAUGAGCUUAAAUGAUAUUAAAUGAGCAGCAAAAUGUUUCAUAAACUAUAUUUGUUACACUUCUAUUGUGAAUAAAACAAUCUUUAAUAUCAA
Oncorhynchus gorbuscha (pink salmon) is the source of this 5188-nucleotide messenger RNA. Its product is annotated as mannosyl-oligosaccharide 1,2-alpha-mannosidase IA-like. Gene Ontology annotation, cellular component: endoplasmic reticulum; extracellular exosome; Golgi membrane. Gene Ontology annotation, biological process: carbohydrate metabolic process; N-glycan processing. NCBI's taxonomy places the organism in Eukaryota, Metazoa, Chordata, Actinopteri, Salmoniformes, Salmonidae. The transcript has 12 exons. The record is from RefSeq and is a predicted model, not a curated record. Gene Ontology annotation, molecular function: calcium ion binding; mannosyl-oligosaccharide 1,2-alpha-mannosidase activity. The coding region runs from base 310 to 2172 and encodes 620 amino acids.